AUGGCUGCGCCCUGCCUACGGCUUGGAAUGAAGCAGCUCUUUAAGAUGCCGGCGGCAAUGGGGCACCAAGGCCGAGCUUACAGCACGUCCCAGACUUUUGCUGAGGUACUACGGCUGCCGAAGAAGCAGCUGACCAAGCUAGUGUACCCACUGCAGGAACUCGAGCAGCACCUUGUUCCGGACUCAAUGCCCGACCUUCACCUGAGGGUCUUCGACCCUAGCCUGGAGGAUAUCUCGAGAGCGGAGAGUGUUUUCGCUUCCUCCGCCCGGAACCGUAUUGAGUACAUCAGUUCCGCUGUGCGGCUAGAUCACGCUCCGGACCUCUCCCGACCUGAGGUAUGUUUUAUAGGCAGAAGCAAUGUUGGAAAAUCGUCCCUAAUAAAGGCUUUAUUUUCACUGGCCCCGGAGGUUGAAGUUAGAGUCUCCAAAAAACCGGGUCAUACAAAGAAAAUGAAUUUUUUCAAAGUUGGAAAGUAUUUUACAGUGGUGGACAUGCCAGGUUAUGGCUAUAGAGCACCAGAAGAUUUUGUUGACAUGGUAGAGGCCUAUCUAAAAGAACGAAGGAAUUUGAAGAGAACAUUUUUAUUAGUGGAUAGUGCCGUUGGAAUUACAAAAACAGACAAUAUUGCCAUAGAAAUGUGUGAAGAAUUUGCAUUACCAUAUGUGAUGGUAUUAACAAAAAUUGACAAAUCUUCCAAAGGACAUCUUUUAAAACAAGUACUUCAGAUCCAGAAAUUUGUCAACACUCAAACACAAGGAUGUUUUCCUCAAUUGUUUCCUGUAAGUGCUGUGACCUAUUCUGGAAUCCAUCUGCUGAAAUGUUUUAUAGCUAAUAUAACAGGAAAUCUUAACUAAUGGUAUCCAUUAGUUUCAAAGAUGAAGUUUCAAAAUUCUGUGUGCCACUAGAGUUCAACAUCUAGAAAAAUUUCAAUAUUGUUUUAAAUGUUGUAUAUCUGUAACUUGCAGGAGGAUCACUUCAGGGGAUGCAAGCUUUAAAACUUGCAUCUUCUCAAAAUAAGAAUGAAUUGGUGCCUGGGGGACAAAGGGUUUAUAAAUAAUUAUCUGCUCAGUAGAACAAAUGCUAGUUGCUUUUCCUAUUUUAACAAACUGACAAGCAAGAGCAUAUUUUUAAAAAUCCAUAAAAUGAAAACGUAUUACUACUAUGUAGAGAAAGGUUUGCCAUGUUAUUUAUUGAGCUUAUCUUUUAAAGAAAAUGUCUAUCAUGUAUAUUUUUUUAAUAUUAAAAUGGACUAAAUAAAAGUAGCUGCUUUUCUGUUAA
Marmota flaviventris (yellow-bellied marmot) is the source of this 1279-nucleotide messenger RNA. RefSeq names its product GTP binding protein 8 (gene Gtpbp8). Gene Ontology annotation, molecular function: GTP binding. Lineage: Eukaryota; Metazoa; Chordata; Mammalia; Rodentia; Sciuridae. Gene Ontology annotation, cellular component: mitochondrion. The record is from RefSeq and is a predicted model, not a curated record.